AAAAAAUAUAAGAUGACUAAAAUAUUGAUUGACCUGUACUAGAAACAGUGCAACUACAUUUGCUGUCGUAGCUGGGAGUUGAUUCAGUCCUGAUGUACCAAAGUCAAAACAAAGGAAGAGACGCGCGAGGCAGCGCAACAAUCGGAUUUCAGAGGUUGUUUUGAAUUUGAUUUCCGAUUGGGAAUUGGAACCGGAUGUAAGAUUUUUGGAAUGCGUUUCCAUGUUUGAUGAGGCCAGAUGGUUAUCAGAUCUAAGAUGAAAUGGGUUAUUCUUUCCCUCCUCAUCUUAUCAUUGUUAUCUCUGCUGGCCCAGCUUUCUGUCACAAGGCUUUCGACUGCUGGUUUAGUGCAGUACAGUGCAGAGGCUGGGAUGCGUACCGACUUUGCUAAUGUGUCACGAUCACAGUUCAGCCGGAAUAAGAAGAUAUGGGGCGUUGAGAAGACGUUAGAGUCUUUACAGCCUUAUGCAAAUCCCAGAAGCAGAUAUAUGGGAAACAGUGCGACUAACAAUGAGGUGUUCUUUGAUAGAGAUAUCUUCCAGGAAGACUAUAAGGAAAUGAAUAGGAGCUUUAAGAUAUAUGUUUAUCCUCACAAGCGAAAUGAUCCUUUUGCAAACGUACUGUUGCCGGUGGAUUCUGUACCCAGUGGCAAUUAUGCAAGUGAAAGUUACUUUAAAAAGGUGCUUAUGAAAAGCCAUUUCAUCACGAAUGAUUCAACCAAGGCAGAUCUUUUCUUUCUGCCUUUCUCAAUUGCAAGGCUGCGACAUGACCCCAGAGUUGGUGUUGGAGGUAUCCAAGAUUUUAUAAGAGACUACAUCUUCAAUAUUAGUCAGAAGUACCCAUAUUGGAAUCGGACAGGUGGAGCAGAUCAUUUUUAUGUUGCCUGUCAUUCCAUAGGACGAUCGGCAAUGGAUAAAGCAAAUGAAGUGAAAUUCAAUUCCAUUCAAGUUGUGUGUUCUUCAAGCUAUUAUCAAUCUGGGUAUAUUGCUCAUAAAGAUGCGUGCCUUCCACAAAUCUGGCCGAGACAAGGAGACCCUCCCAAUCUUGCUUCAUCUAAGAGGAAGAAGCUUGCAUUCUUUGCCGGAGAAAUUAACUCCCCAGUUCGACAAAACCUUAUCCAAGUGUGGAGAAAUGACACUGAGAUCUUUGCCCACUUUGGCCGUCUCAAAACUCCUUACGCUGACGAGUUGCUUGGGAGCAAGUUCUGCCUCCAUGUUAAAGGCUUUGAAGUAAAUACAGCUCGCAUUGCAGAUUCACUAUACUAUGGUUGUGUUCCUGUGAGUAUUGCCAAUUACUAUGAUCUCCCAUUUGGAGACAUAUUGAACUGGAAACACUUCUCGAUCAUUGUUGCAACCUUAGAUAUCCCAUUGCUUAAAGAAAUCCUGAAAGGGAUUAGCUCCGAAGAAUAUUUGAUGUUACGAAGUAAUGUGUUGAAGGUGCGCAAACAUUUCCAAUGGCAUUUUCCCGCUGUUGAUUAUGAUGCAUUUUACAUGGUUAUGUAUGAGUUGUGGCUUCGACGGAGUUCUGUAAAAGUCUCUUAGGUUGUUUUGUUAAUAGCAAUCAAUGACUACACAGGUUAUUCUCUAGUGAUCUGUUGUAUCACAAUUGCAUUAGCCUUUUGUAUAAAUUCCCAUUAAUUUGUACUGUGUCAACAUAGUUGCGCAUGCCAUAUCAAUAAAUCCAGUAAAUUUAUUGAUCAACCUCGACAAGAAUCUUAUUGUAAUGUCUGUGGAUCAUUAGCAUUUAUGGAAAAUGAUUGUACAUUAUUAAGGAAGAAUUUUGUUAAUGUGAUAGAUAAAAUGCUUCUCUCCA
Carya illinoinensis is the source of this 1810-nucleotide messenger RNA. RefSeq names its product probable glycosyltransferase At5g03795. The record is from RefSeq and is a predicted model, not a curated record. Bases 238 to 1539 code for a protein of 433 amino acids. The transcript has 5 exons. NCBI's taxonomy places the organism in Eukaryota, Viridiplantae, Streptophyta, Magnoliopsida, Fagales, Juglandaceae. Gene Ontology annotation, molecular function: glycosyltransferase activity.